Messenger RNA from Lactuca virosa, 1700 nucleotides. The record is from the annotation of a GenBank genome assembly. NCBI's taxonomy places the organism in Eukaryota, Viridiplantae, Streptophyta, Magnoliopsida, Asterales, Asteraceae.
AUGGGGAAGGUGGAGUUGGAGGAACGAUGCCUUGAGAACAAGCAAUCGGCAGCUGCUUCUAGCUCAUCCAUCUCUGAAGGUAGUAGCGGCAUUGUCUUGCCAAAAUCCCCACGAACUUCUAGUCCAACUGCUACAUCUCCACCUCAUCGAAGGACAAGUGGACCUAUCAGAAGAGCAAAAGGGGGAUGGACCCCAGAGGAGGAUGAGACUCUAAAAAAAGCUGUUGGUGUUUUCAAGGGCAAAUGCUGGAAGAAAAUAGCUGAAUAUUUUCCUGAUAGAUCAGAAGUCCAGUGUUUGCAUCGGUGGCAAAAGGUUCUUAAUCCAGAACUUAUUAAAGGUCCAUGGACUCAAGAGGAGGAUGAAAAAAUUGUUGAACUUGUAAAAAGAUAUGGGCCCACAAAAUGGUCUCUGAUUGCAAAGUCUCUCCCAGGUCGUAUUGGGAAACAGUGUCGCGAAAGGUGGCAUAAUCAUUUGAAUCCAGAUAUAAAAAAGGAUGCUUGGACCCUUCAAGAGGAAUUAGCCCUCAUGAAUGCACAUCGUGUGCAUGGGAACAAAUGGGCUGAAAUAGCAAAGGCAUUGCCUGGGAGGACUGAUAAUGCAAUAAAGAAUCAUUGGAAUAGUUCUUUAAAGAAAAAGUUAGAUUUUUAUUUAGCCACUGGAAACCUUCCAACUGUUUCCAAGAACGAUGGAGACAUGAGCAAAACAAGUUCAACCGGAAAACUGAUAACUUGUUCGGUUACAACCGCCAGGUCAUCACCGGGACCCGCAGAACAACGCAAGGUAGAACCAGAUUCCAUGGAUGAUGAUAAUAACAUAGAAUGCUCAACCCCUUCACAAGACAUAGACGCCUCAUCAACUUUUCUCCAAUCCGGAUCCACUGAUUCCGAAGCCGUUGGAAUCAGGUCACACCCUUCAAAGAUUGAUCUAAGUCACCUUAGUCGGAAUCUUGUUCCAAAGUUCGAGAGUUGCAGUACGAUUCCGAUUCCGAUGCCAGUCCGGGAUGGAAUCAAUCAGGAGACGUUAAAUGCGACUCCGAUUCAAUCCGUGAUUCCGACGUAUGGUUCUUUGUAUUACGAGCCACCACAAAUUGGAAGUUUCAUGCCAACGGAAUUGGGUGUUCUUUAUAUGCCAUGGAAUUCCCGUGACUACAAUUCAAUUCCAAUGAUAUCACCUCGGUGUUCUUCAACUCCGCCUUACGCCGACAAGUGUGGUGGUGGCGGCUUACAUGGUCAAACCCCGGAAUCAAUCUUGAAAAUUGCCGCCAAGAGUUUUCCAAAUACGCCCUCGAUAUUAAGAAAGAGAAAAGAUCAGUCAUCUCUUUCGUUUCACAAGAUUCCGAAGGGUGAUGAUGUGGCAAGGGUUUUGAGCGCUGAUAAUUCAAGGAAAGGUAACAAUGAUUUGGAGGAAUCGGAAUCGGAAUCACAUGGUGUAGGUACUGUUAAUACGACAUAUAAUGCAUCCCCCCCUUACCGAUUAAGAUUUGGGUGUGAAAGACAACUCUAUGACCAAUGCCUGUUCGAAUGCAUCAUAACAUAUAUUAUUGGAUCACUCUUGAACUUCUGAAAUUGUCUACAAAGGAUUGCUGCCACGUUGUACUUAAGGAGGGAUGCUCUCAAACACAUAUCUCAUCUUGCACAAAGCAAUUAAAGAGAUCUUAGAUCUCCGCAAAUAUUACCAAGACUGAAUGCUUCAAAAUAGAG